Messenger RNA from Sycon ciliatum, 405 nucleotides. RefSeq lists its product as uncharacterized. The record is from RefSeq and is a predicted model, not a curated record. The transcript has a single exon. Bases 1 to 405 code for a protein of 134 amino acids. Lineage: Eukaryota; Metazoa; Porifera; Calcarea; Leucosolenida; Sycettidae.
AUGACUCCCGCGGAAGCCUCGCGCGAGCGCAACGCAGCGUUUGUACAGGAUUUUCCUGCCUUGAGACCGGAUGCUCAUCCCCCGCGCUUUACCGAAGGUGAUCAGGUUAGAAUUGCAGUGAUCCAACGUCAUUUCAAAAAGGGCUACACUCCGAACUGGACGGAAGAGGUGUUUGUCGUGGACGGAGUCCUGCCCACCCGCCCCGUCACCUAUCGCAUUCGCGAUCUCAUGGAUGAACGCGUUCUGGGUUCUUUCUACGAGCAGCAUUUGCAGAAAACGGAGCAGGUAAAAUUGCGCGUUGAGCAAGUACUGCACAAACAACGUGGACAAUCACUUGUCAAGUGGGAAGACUAUCCGGACAAGUUCAACUCGUGGAUAUCGAACAAACAGUUGGAAAAUAUCUGA